Messenger RNA from Coniosporium apollinis CBS 100218, 1068 nucleotides. RefSeq lists its product as uncharacterized. Gene Ontology annotation, molecular function: zinc ion binding; oxidoreductase activity. The transcript is spliced from 4 exons. Lineage: Eukaryota; Fungi; Ascomycota; Dothideomycetes. The coding region runs from base 1 to 1068 and encodes 355 amino acids. The record is from RefSeq and is a predicted model, not a curated record.
AUGGCCAAAGACACAAUGCGCGCCGUCAUCUUCAAAGGGCCAGGCAAGGUCGUCCUAGAAGACCGGCCGAUACCCAAGAUCCAGGAUCCCACAGACAUCAUCGUCAAGGUCAAGAACACAGCGUUAUGCGGCAGCGAACUCCACGUCUUCCGCGGCCACCAGCCGAGUCCCACAGACUUCAUCAUGGGGCACGAGUUCACCGGCAUCGUGGAAGAAGUCGGAGAUGCGGUUAAGACGGUCAAGAAGGGCGACCAGAUCGUGUCGCCGUUUACCGUGUCGUGCGGCGAAUGCUUCUACUGCAAACAAGGCUUCUCCUCCCGCUGCGCCAAAUGCCUCCUAUUCGGCACCGCAGCCCUCGACGGCGCCCAAGCCGAAUACGUGCGUGUCCCGCUCGCCGACAGCACAGUCAUGAAAGCACCCGAAGAGAUCUCCGACAACGCGCUCGUGCUCAUGGCCGACAUCUUCCCGACGGGCUACUUCGCCGCGCACAACGGCUUCAAGGACCUCUCCAAAGAGCAGAUCGCCGAAGCCACGGUGGUCGUCAUCGGCUGCGGCCCCGUGGGGUUGUGCGCGGUCAUCAAUGCCGCCGACUACAAACCCAAGCAUCUUUUUGCGGUCGACAGCGUCGAGAGCCGGCUCGAGUUGGCCAAGGGCUUAGGCGCCGAGCCGCUGAAUUUCCAGCAGGACAGGGAGGGGCUCGACAAGCGGAUCAAGGAGGUUACGGAGGGCCGCGGGGCCGACGUGGUCAUUGAGGUCGUCGGGCUGAGCCCGGCGCUCAAGAUGGGAUUCGAUAUCCUAAGGCCCUGGGGCGUUAUUUCGAGUGUUGGCGUCCAUAAUGGGGAGAUUCCGUGGACGGGCAAUCAGGCGUAUGGCAAGAACCUCAGGAUUCAGAUGGGCAGGUGUCCCGUGAGGAGUAUAUUCCCACAGGCGCUGAAGAAGUUGGCGGAGAAGCAACAUAUGCUUGGGUUCAUGUCGGACAAGGUUAUGCCGCUGUCGGAAGCGGUGGAGGGCUAUGAUAUCUUUGAUAAGAUGAAGGCGCAGAAGGUCGUUUUCGAGGCGGAGAAGUGA